GUGACGGUAACCUAGGGAGUCCCGCUGCGAUGCAGCAACAUCAACACUCUUUAGCUGAUUUAUUUUAAAACCCGAUUUUCAUUGAAAGAAAGCGUAGAAAAUGACGAACAACGUUCUGUGCGAAAUAAAUUGGGACGAUGGCUUCGCCAUACCCGUGGCAAAUGCAGAAAACAAGUCUUUGGAGGAUGAAGUACAAAAGAAGCAGAAGGAAAAAGAUAACCUUGAAAGCCAGCUGACUCAUGUUGAGGACCGCAUCCAUGCAAUGACAAUGCAUCUGCAGAAUGUUCAUCAGGAGUUAAUUAAUACACAGUCUUUGCAAAAGGCACGAGAAAAAGAAUUUGAAACUGAACAACAGUUCAAGCAUCUUGCAGAGCGGGAGAUGGAACGUCUCAAACAAGAGAUUCGGCGGCUUGAAAAUGACAUGGCUUUAUUGAGAGAGAGGAAAAAUGCUAUGGAGAACAGCAUCUAUAGGUACACACAGAAAAUUGAGGAUUUGAAAUGCCAGUUGAACUGGGACAGGCAAGCUUUGGAGGCCUGGCUAGAAGAGUCAACCAAAACAGAUGAAGAUGCAAUCACCAUCCAAAAAUAUGCACAAGAAGAUGAAGGAAAAAUCAGGGAUAUUACAGUACGGAUGGAGAGGAUGAUGAUUGAAGCAAAUAAAAAGCGUAAAUUACUUGACAAUGAAAUGACUGAAACAUUGGCAGCUCAGAUGGAACUAGACAAAAUAGCACAUGACUUUCGUAGGUCCCACAGUGAGAGGCAAGAACUAAUCCGCCAAUGGCAGGAUACCAUUGAACAGAUGCAGAAGAGAGAUCAGGAGAUGGAUGAAUGUGCCUUGAUGUUAGCAGAGGUGAAGCAAGAAAUACGAGAGAAAGAAGCAGCUAUCAAUGAGAAAAUCCAAUUUCUUAAAAAUGAAACUGAAAACAAUAAAGAAUUUGAAAAAAAGAUUUCUAUAAAUGAACGUCUCUCGGCUAAACUUCGAUUAGAGUAUCAAGGGCAUGAAACAAACCGGCUUCAACUACAAAACGAGCUUGACACCUUAAAAAGCAGAGUGGACAGGACUGCAACUGAUCUGGAAACUGUAAGAAGCCAUAUAGCAGAUCUGAAGCGACAAAAUGCAGACAAAUCCAAGAAGUUAAUGAAUUCUAAAGAAGUAAACAAAGCUCUUCAAGAAAAGCUCAAAACUGCAACUGAAACAAUGUUGAGUGCUGAGGAACAAGUGACUCAGUUGGAGAAGACACUGAAAAAUGAAGAAAGCAACGCAAAGGAGCUUGAGGAUCAGAUGAAGUACCUAAAAGACCAGAAGUUUAAGAAGAGUGAGGAAUUAUACACCUUGAAUGGUACAGUGAGAACAGUUGCAAACCAAAUAUCAGGAAAUAAGACAACACUCCGAAAUUUCAAAAGUCAAAUUGACAAACUUGACCAUGAAAGCAUCAAGCAGCAGGAAGUAAUUUACAGUCAGGAUUUUCAAAUCCAGCAGCUGGAACGAAGGUUGGCUAAAUUAGAAGGUAAUACGAGUGCUAAUGAAAACGAGUUGCUGGGAGAAAAGGCAGCAGAACUCUCAAAAAGCCUGGAAGAAAAGAAAAGCACAGUGAAUCUACUAAAUGUACAGCUGAAGAAACUCCAAAAUGAUACACAGCAUUUGAGAAGACAGUUAGACAAAUGCAGAGAAGAGAAAAUGGAUUUGACCAGUAAAAUAGAAGACAUUCAUCUUAACAUUGAUACUGGAGAAAAGGAGCUAAAAAAGAACAAACUUGCUGAACAAGAUUUAAUGAUUGAAGAUAACCUUUUAAAGUUAGAAGUUGAGCGACUGCGGGAUAUGCUCCAUGACAAAGCAGAUGAUGUAUUAUCUUUAGAGAAGCGAAAAAUACAACUUGAAACAGCAAUGAAAGAGAGGACUGAAGAAAUCAAAAUUCACAUGGAUGUACUUCAAGUGCAGAUCAAGCACAUUGAGCAAGAACAGCAAGGUAUUAGUGCUGAAUUACAUGAAAGAUUAUCAAAAAUUGAUAAAAUGAAGAAAAGAUAUGAACUUCUGAUGGUUACAAUGAAACCUGCCGAGGGUGAAGAAGAACGAUCUCAAGCUUAUUAUGUCAUUAAGGCUGCCCAAGAGAAAGAGGAACUUCAAAGUCAGGGGGAUGAGCUUGAUGCUAAAAUUUCCAAAGGUGAAAAAGAACUAAGAGCCCUGGAGAAUACAUUGCAGCUACUCAACAAUCAAAAUGCAACAUACCAAAAAUCUUUCAACAAGAUCACAGAAACAAGUGAUGAAUUUGAGAAUAAGUUAAAGCUGGAAGAACAAAAGAGGGCCAUUGAUGAAAAAUACAGAUACAAACGCAGGCAAAUACGAGAGCUUCAAGAGGAUAUUCAGUGCAUGGUGAACACCUUCGACAAUCUGUUAAAGGAAGAAUCAGCACUCCAUGGAAUGGUUGAAGAGCAAAAUGACAAAACCAUGCAUCUUAUUAAGGAGCUGGAUGAUCAGAAACUCAAGCUGGAACGGGUGAUAAAACACUGCACUAAAGUUGUCAGAGAUAUCCGUUCUGCCAAGAAAAGCCCAGGACAAACCCAAGAGGAGCAAGAUAUUGAUCUUCGUGAACUACGAGAUUUUAAUAAGUCAUUGAAUAAGCUAUUAGCUGAUGCAAUGGAUGCUUGUCCAAGUUUGGCUGCAGAUCUUCAACUUUAUUUUGACCAGGCUGGUUUACCAUUACCAAGUGUACCAACAUCACCAAAUAGUCAUCACAGUUCAAGAUCACCAUCUAGUCAGAGUUCUGCAUCUUCUAUAAGAACCCUCGGCUCUUCUCGAAGCUUACAGAGCCACAGUACUGUAGCAACAGUUAAUCUGGAUCUAGGUCUAAAUCUACCUUCACCAGAGCGUACUGCAUCGUCCACGAGAAGUCGAUCAAGCAGUCUGAGAAGUGGAUCUUCUAGCAGCCACAGCCAGAAGAGCUAAUAGCUGAUUCCAAAAUUGAGAAGUUAUAAUUUACCACGAGAUUUUAAAUUAAGUGCUAUACAAAAAUAAUAGGGGCACAUUUUUAAUAUUCUAUACACAAUUUAAUAUUACACUUAAAGUUCAUUGUGUGCAUUAGAGCUAUAGUAACAUGUAACAAUUUCUAGAGAUUUAAAAUAAAUGUUCAAAACUGGUUUUUCAAUUUUAUUUAAUAUCAAUAAUUCUUACUCCAUUACAACUUGAUUUAAAAGAAACAGGAGACUUGAAAUAUUUAACUACAGGCAGUUAGCUUAAUGUCUGAUAUUGUGAAAAUGCUAAAAGUAUAUUAUAAAGAAUGUAACAGCACAGCAUUCAGAAAUAUAAAUGAUCAAGCCGAAUGAAACCACGGCUUCAUGAAAGGGAAACUAUGCCUGACAAAUUUACUAGAAUUCUUUGAGGGGAAAACUAGAAGGAGUGGUAAAGAAGAAGCAGUGGUUUUCAUCUAUUUGGAUUUUUAGAAGAUCUUUGACAAGGUACCAUACAUUAUGCUAUUUAUUAAGGUAAGAGUCUGUAGUGAUGGAAGUAAUAUAUUAGCAUGGAUAGAGAAUUGGUUAACUAAUAGAAGAUGAAGUUUGGACAAGGGGAGCAUUUUCAGAAAUGGCUACCUGUAACAAGUGGAGUGCCACAGGGAUCAAUGCGAGGGGCACGAUUAUUUACACUGUGGAAUAAUGACUUCGAUGAGGAAAGUCAAUGUAAAAUAGCCAAGUUUACUGAUGACACAAAAACUGGUGGAAAGCUAAGUAGUGAAGAGGACGCCAACAGCCAAAGGGAUAGAGACAGAUUAAAUUUGGAAGGUGGACUAUAAUCGGAAAUCUAAGCUUACGUACUUUGACAGCAAGAAUAAAAGGAGUUGAAUAGUAUUUAAAUGGAGAAAGAUUAUAGAAAGCUACGAAGGGAAUCGUCAAGCAUGAGUCUGAAAAAGCUAGCAUCCAAGCUCAGUGGGCAGUAGAGAAGGCAAAUAGGACAUUAGUCUGCAUUUUAAAGGGAAUAAAGUAGAAAGUAGGGAGGUUUUGUAAAAAGAGGUGUUAGUCAGAAUAGAGUGAACAGGUUUAGGCUCCUUAUCCAAAUAAAGAUAUACCAGAAAUGGAGGCAGUCCAGAGGUUCACUAGGCUAAUAACAGGUAUGGCAGGACUUUAUUAUGAGGAGAGAUUGAGUAGUUUAGGCUAGUACUCAUUGGAAUUUAGAAGGAUGAAGGCAACUUUCUUGAAACAUAGAGGAUUCUUAGGGAACUUAACAAGGUAUAUGCAGAGAGUUUGUUUCCCCUUGUGGGAGAGGACCAGAUGGCAUAAUCUCAGAAUAAAAGCUCAAACAGCUCCCACAUUUAAGGCAGUGAGGAGGAAUUUCUUUUGCGGGUAUUGAAUCUGUGGAAUUCUUUACCCUGGAGAGUUGUCGAGGUAGUGUCAUUAAGAUAUUCAAGGCUGAGAUUGACGGAUUUUUAAUCAGGAAAGGAAUUGAGGGUAUGAGGAAAAGGGAGAAAAGCUGAAUUGGAGAUCGUCAAAUCAGCUGUAUUGUCAUGGAAUGGUAAAGCAGACACGAUUGGCUCAAAUAAUCUACUUCGGCUUCUACAUCUUCUGGACUUUUGUCGUUUGGAAACUAAUUCAUUAGCAGUAAAUAGUUAUAAACUACCCUACAACAGGAAAUAGCAAGUUAAUUGUAUGAUCACAAAUAUAUUUGCAAAGAAAGAUUUGGACUAUAAUUGCAACUUACAAUUUGUCUGUGGAUUUAUGGAGGGAUCUGUCCAGAGAUUCCUUUCUAUGCUACUACUAUUAUAACUCAAGUCUGAGUGGUUCACAAAUUGGACUUGAGGUCCAAAGAACAUUAUCUCUGAAGAAAAACAUGUAUUACAAAUGACACACCAUAGCUUGUGGAAACCUGAAAUAAACUGACAUUUUCUUGAUGACACCAUUACAAACUUCAUGCUGGAAGUUAAUCUACUGUCAUAUGGUACUGCAUUGAUGAAAUCCUACUGGUUUGUUUAAUCCACUUAGAACUAUUCCCAGCCUAUGGUGAGCUGAGUGGUGAUAAGAAAUAGGGGGGAAAAAAAUGUCCUCCUAAUUCCUCUUGAGCUGACCCUGCUGGAAAAGCAUAUAUGGACUACAGAUGAGGACAGGGUUAUCAGUUAUAGUGUACCUCCACCAAUAGUAUGCCUCCCGUUUACUAUUUAGACGAGCAUGCAGUGUGGCCACUUGAAUGAAGUAUCAAGUAGAAACAGUUCCUUUAGAAAUAUAUCAAAAGUAAAGAAUCAUUACCUUCAGAAAAGCAUAUGAAUGCACUGGAACAGCAAAGAAGGACCCACAAUCUUUGUUAACAUGUAUUUUUGUGAAUACAGAAAGACAAAAUUUGUGGAAAAAUUGAUCUGAUGAAUUUUUGAGUUUGGGUUCUGUAUAAACUGGUUAAGGAGAAGGCAACGUUGAGACUUACUCUUCAAACAAUUUAUUUAUUUCUAUAUUAAACUAAAUACUCAUAGUCAUCAUAGGUAUACCAGGAUCUGACUUAUUAGUUACGUCAAGGAAGGACUGAUCUAUUUUCUUUGUUUAUUCAUUUCUAUGUUGAAUCUGGUUUGGUGCAGAGUUCCAAACAAUAAGAAACGGGAACAGGAGUAGGCUAAUUAACCCCUCAAACCUUGUUAGGGGUGCCCAUAACUGAACAGCACAAAAUGGCUGACAACUGCCCAUGGCUAAUGCAGCAGAGCAUGGCUAACAGUAGUUAAGAGUACUUGGGAAAAUAUUUUCUUAAUGUAGUCUCCACAAGUAGAACAAUAGUAGCUCUGCAUAAUCAAGGUUAAUGAGUUGAGAUAAAAUAUGCAGCUACAGUUGCUCACACACAUAAGAACAUUUCACAUAAUUACUUGUUUCGAGUUAUUCAAUCAAUCUGUUACAAAAUUAAGAGGAGUAUUUGGUUAAGAUUCUUCAGAUAACCAUAGAUAAAGAUUUCCAAAUAGUUAUAGAUCCACAUUUAUUUUUUAAAAAUCACAAAAAAUAUUAAAGGAAGAAAUUCAAACCAGUUUUGGACAGUAAAGCAGCCCCAUAUCACUACAGGGAGGAAUGAAUACAGAGAUGAGCAGAUCUUGCAAUGUGGUUUGAAUGGACACAUUAAGACACAACUUGUUAAAAAAAUUCUAACAUUAAGUUUAACCACAUAACUUUGUUGGAACUGAUCAAAAGUAUUCUUUUGUAUCUAAUGUAAUGAAGAAAUUGAAGGUUCCUCAGGUGAUAGGCAAGUAUCCAAUUAAUUGGCAGAUAACAUGGUGCAGCUGGUAAAUGUUAUUUGAAUACACUAUCCAUUGCGAAAAGCCACAAGGAGGUAAAAUCUGGGAAAACAUCAUGAAGGACUAGGGGUGGAGCACAAGCCUGUCCAUUUCUUUGUCAUUCAGUGAUAUGAUUAGUUUAAUUGGAAAUACUCAGAAAUUGCUGAUGCAAACUCAAACUGUGCAAUAUGCCAUACCAGAGAGCCAAUUACAAAGGGAUACCUUGGCACCGCUGACCAAUAGUCAAGGGGGGGGGGGCGCGUAUGUGCGCUCUCAGUUCGAACUGUAUAAGUUAUGAAGUUCUGAAGCUUUGUGCACACCUUUUUGCUAUGCUGUAACUGAUGUGUGAAUUGAAAUAAAGGUCACUUGAAUCUGCCCCACAA
Stegostoma tigrinum is the source of this 6610-nucleotide messenger RNA. RefSeq names its product coiled-coil domain containing 39 (gene ccdc39). The coding region runs from base 101 to 2944 and encodes 947 amino acids. Gene Ontology annotation, biological process: cilium movement; inner dynein arm assembly; cilium-dependent cell motility. The transcript is spliced from 20 exons. Gene Ontology annotation, cellular component: axoneme. The record is from RefSeq and is a predicted model, not a curated record. Lineage: Eukaryota; Metazoa; Chordata; Chondrichthyes; Orectolobiformes; Stegostomatidae.